Syngnathoides biaculeatus (alligator pipefish) is the source of this 2582-nucleotide messenger RNA. RefSeq names its product B-cell receptor CD22-like. Lineage: Eukaryota; Metazoa; Chordata; Actinopteri; Syngnathiformes; Syngnathidae. The coding region runs from base 490 to 2082 and encodes 530 amino acids. The record is from RefSeq and is a predicted model, not a curated record. The transcript has 10 exons.
GUCCAAUUAGUUAACGAUUUACAAAUCAUGGCUACUACCAAAUUCACACCUACGGACAAUUUCUACUUAUUCUGUAUCCACUUUUACUUGCUGAAGUUUAGAAAUGUCCAACUUCCCAGUUUAAUGGAUUGCGCCAUCAUAUUUUAGGACAGUAACAAAAACAGAAGCAAACCCACUUUUCAAUCAGAAGAUUCUGGUAUAAGGCAUCUAACAAAAGCUUAUACACUUAAUCUACCGAUGUCUAUUAACAUAAAACACUGUCAGGCAAACAUUGACUUAAACUUGUUGAAUUACUAAAACAGAUAUUACUUUCUAGAUAUUAUUAUUAUUAUUAUAUUAUUUUACAACUUGUUGAUUGUGCGCUCUUGUGAAAACAGAAGCAGAUGGGGAAUCCUCCCAUUCUCACUUCUGCUUUUUCAUCCCACCAACUGUUUCUUUUUGAUUUAUGGUGCACAGUACGUUAGUACGUCCGUAAAGGUUGAUUUGACAAUGAAGGAAUAUGGGAUUAUUUUGAUAUUCAUUUCAGGUGUAUUGAGCGGAGAGUUUGGGGUGACAUUUACAAACCAGUGUGCUUUGGAGGGGAUGACGGUCCUUGUUCGUUGCCAGUACGACUACCCAGUUCUUCACAUCGUCACUUCAGCUCGUUGGUAUAAAGCCCGGUGGGGUUUAGGCAGGUACAUCAUAUCCGCGUUUAUCCCAAGCCACUUCGAAGAUGUGAGCAACUCCAGGAAAGACUGCAGUCUGAAGAUCCAUAACAUAAAACGCUCUGAUGAAGGACAUUACCUCUUUCGUUUCUUGACCACUCUGAGCAGUUGGACGAGCAAAAAUACACUUUAUCUGUCAGUAAAAGAAAUGAUUGCUGCUGUGGAGCCAAGCACAGUGACAGAGGGGCAGUCUGUUACCCUGACUUGCAGCAGCAGCAACUGCGGUAAGCUGAUGCAUGUCUGGUACCGAGAUGGCAAAGUGGUACCGCACCCGGUCUUCCAAGCCAGCAGAAAAGAUUCUGGGAGUUACUACUGUGCUCUCCUCGGACAAGAGAAGAUCAAAUCGGCUCCUGUGGUUCUAAAUGUUCAAUACGCUCCGAGCAACGUUGUGCUGUCCAUUACGCCACCAGAAGACGUCAUCAACGGAAGUUCCGUAACUCUCAGCUGCAGCGGCGAUGCCAACCCACCUGUUCCAGAAAGUGGCUACAGCCUGUAUAAGGGCAAUCGUUUGAUAAGUUCUGGACCAAGUCACACCAUUUCGCUUCUUCGCCCCACCCACAGUGGACUGUAUCAUUGUAAAGCCUCCAACAACAUUAGCUUGGAGGGAAUCCCAUUUGGGAAAUCACCUGAGAUCAACCUGGAUGUGCAGUCAGAUCUGCCAAGUGUUGCUGAGGGCAGUCGUGUCAACAUGAUGUGCGGAAUCACAGCCAACCCUGCCACCCACAGCUACAUCUGGUUCAAGUGGACGAGUUCCAGCACCCUGCUCCAAGUAGGUACGGGACAGAUGCUGCCUCUUCUCUCCGUGGAAACGCCCAGCACUGGAAUCUAUCUCUGCCAGGCCCGAAGCCAACUAGAGGUCAUCAACUCGACGAAAGUCCUACUUUUAAAGGAGGAAAAUCAUUCCGGUCAUGCAUCUGUCCAAAUACUUGCUGGAGUUGGAGCUUGUAUUUUUGUAACAUUUGUUCUCGCUCUUCUUUUUCUAUGGAAAAAACAGAGGAAGAUGGAAAAAAAGGCGAUGUUUCCUUUUCAAGAAGUCAGCUCUGCCACCAAUGAAGAUCAGUCCAACGGUGUUUAUAGUAACAUUGUUCAUACCCCAUCUCCUCACCCUCCGGCACAAAAAUACUCCAAGAAACAACAUGAAAAUGUGAUGCAUUUGUAUGGACACGUAAAAAGCAGACGCCAACGCUCACGGCCACCAUCAUGUAAUAAGCACUUGUCCAUUCCCAAUGAUGAUGACGAGGUUACCUACUCUACAGUUACAUUUGAAGCGAGACAAACACAUUCUGACAGAAACAGACUACAAGAAUCCAGGUCCCAAAUGGUAGAGAUUGGCGACUCGGUAAUCUAUAGCACCGUGGCUAAUUCCAGUUGUGUGUAACAAACAUGGUGGCAAUUUUUUGUGAGAUUUAAUUGGUAUCUCAGUCCAUUUAAGUGCACCUUGUAUAAUUCUUCAUAUAUGUUAAUGUAUUGGACUUUUUAUUUUUCAAAAUUAUAUUUGAUCCCUGCUUAAAAAAAAAAAAAAAAAUUCUAUUGAACAUUUCUAAAGAACUAUAGAACUUUAGGACCCAAGUCAAUUUCUAUAGAAAUUCUAUUGUUCUGUAGAAUUUAUAUAGAAAAUCACAGCCAAAGUUCUAUAGAACAAGUUGUUCUGUACAAAUUCUAUAGAAUUCAUUAGAUUUCUGUAUAAUAGCUAUAGAACAUUUUUUUGCAGGUGUGACUCAUGAGAAUUGCAAAAAUACUGUACUAUUCCACUGUGUAUACAUUGUUUUGCAGCAAGAAUAUCGUACUAUGAGUUACUUUUAUUGAGGUGGGUGACAGGAGAAAAUGUACAAAUAUUUGUGUAAAAAUAUUACUUGUACUGAAAAAUAAAACGAAGCA